ACGCUUCGUCUACUAUCGUCAUCCAAGAUCUCGACGCGGUGUACUAAAACCGGUUCUGUCCUGUCUGAGAAACUGGGGCAAGUUACAUUGUUGUUUCUGUCAGCUACUUCGACCACGAUUCUAGGAGUUCCCUUCCUUUCUCUGAUUGGUUUUGCCCUUGUCUGUCUGCUAAAGUCGAAGGCCAUUGAAAAUGAAUCCGAAUGAAUGCAGCACCAACUUGUGGGUGUUUGGCUACGGCUCUCUUUGCUGGUUACAAGGUUUCGACUAUGGAAACCAUCAGCUAGGAUUCAUUCGCGGAUUUUCGCGCAAAUUUUGGCAAGGCAACAAUUCUCAUCGUGGCACAAACGAUAAGCCGGGGCGCGUAGCAACUUUGAUCAAAGAAGAUGAAGCCACCACAUGGGGCCUGGCUUUUGAACUGUUGGGCGAGACAGCACUACGGUAUCUCAAUGACCGAGAAUGUACAAAAGGUGGUUAUGAAACUCUGAUCACAACGUUCUUCCCCCGAAACGGCGUCAUGACACCAUUUCCGGUCUUGGUAUUUCGAGCCACGGAGCACAACCCACAAUGGUUGGGUCCGGCUCCGCUGGCUGAUGUGGCUGCACAGGUCACCGAUUGCAAGGGAGAAGCUGGACAUAACAGUGAAUACGUUUUACGCUUAGCCGAAUUCUUUCGUGAUAAUCUGCCAGAAGUCCAUGACGAACACCUAUUCACACUAGAGCAUCUUGUUCUCAAGCGGAUGAAGGAGAAAAACAUCAGUUCUACUGAAGACGCACCAGUCACUCAAGCUAAACAAGAAGUUAUUUCGAUAGCCGUAGCUGCCCAACCGGAUAACAAUCUUAACCAGGAAGUUCGACGCGAUUCCUUCCAAUAUUCAUCUCGAGUCCCUCCUUCCAAGAAACUCCUCUGUCUCAAAGUCUGACUUUGAUCUCUCAACCCUCCUAAAAUGACAAUUGCAAAACAUUUUGGUUUACGAAAAAUGAAAAGGAAAGACAAUGAUUCGACAGAUUCAACUUUAUGAACACUCUCAAUUACACUCGCAAUUUUUCUCAAAUGUGUCGUCAUUUUUUCAAUCUCGGAACAGGAUAUUCCUAAAAUCCUGCCCAAAGUCUUCUGAAUGUCACCAAAUCAUAAAGCCAUGCAUGAUGUAUCCUCCGUCCAGUGCAUGCAGUUAUUUUUAUUUUUACUUUUGUCAAGAUCAUGUGAAAUUCACGACGCUAAUUGUUUCCUUUCACUUGUUCAACGCAUUUGUUCAAUGAAACCGAUUUCGGGCCAUAAAAAAAACAAAAAACAAACAAA
Messenger RNA from Daphnia magna, 1296 nucleotides. Its product is annotated as glutathione-specific gamma-glutamylcyclotransferase 1. Gene Ontology annotation, cellular component: cytoplasm. The transcript has 7 exons. NCBI's taxonomy places the organism in Eukaryota, Metazoa, Arthropoda, Branchiopoda, Diplostraca, Daphniidae. Gene Ontology annotation, molecular function: gamma-glutamylcyclotransferase activity; glutathione specific gamma-glutamylcyclotransferase activity. Gene Ontology annotation, biological process: glutathione catabolic process. The coding region runs from base 191 to 919 and encodes 242 amino acids. The record is from RefSeq and is a predicted model, not a curated record.